AUAAACUUACAGCUGAGAUAGUUUUUCAAUCCUGUUGUGUUUAAUAAUAUGGGACACCACGUAAGUGCUUUAAUUUCUGGACUCGGUAGGUUUUUCGAGUAUCCUGUUAAGAGAAAGCCGAUAUGUUUUUAUCGGCAGGAAGAUUUUACAGCGACUGGUGAGCCACAGAAAAAAGUCACAGACCAUGUAAAACCUCCAACAACUGAUUACGACAAGCUAGUGGAACUGUUCUACAAACGUCUUGCUGAACAGCGGCAGUAUAACCAAGAGAUGAAGGAGCAAGACCGUAGGUGGAGUAUGCAAAGAGUUGUUGAACGUUUCCCUGGCUGGAACGAAGUCACCAUUGCCAAUCUCCACAGCCUGUUUCUACUGUUUGACAACCAGUCUAAUGGAAUGCUUGGAUUUGAUGAUUUUUGUGCUGUACUGGAGAGUCUGGGAGACGAGUCGUCUAUGGACAUUCGCAAAGAUAAGUUUAAUGCUACAGAUACGGACAACGACGGAUGGAUUACUUACGAUGAAUUCUUAUCGUUGGUAUACAACUUCAGCCCUCAAGAAGACGAGCAACUCACUGGACUAGCUCAGCUGUGUAACGACGUCGCAGACAACAUACAGUUCGUCAGUAACUUUACAGUUGGAGAGCAAUUAGAAUAUGGGUUGUUUUAACAAUAAAAAUACUUUAA
Leptidea sinapis is the source of this 680-nucleotide messenger RNA. RefSeq lists its product as uncharacterized. NCBI's taxonomy places the organism in Eukaryota, Metazoa, Arthropoda, Insecta, Lepidoptera, Pieridae. The transcript has 5 exons. Gene Ontology annotation, molecular function: calcium ion binding. The coding region runs from base 49 to 663 and encodes 204 amino acids. The record is from RefSeq and is a predicted model, not a curated record.